AAAGGCUUAACAAUGUGGAAGCAGUACAUGUAUAUAUAUAGUAUGUAGUAGGAGAAAGUUGACCACAAUAAACUUAGUUUCUAUAUUACUACAAUGUAUUUAUAUACUACGAAUAUUCUAGAUCAAAAAUAAAGAAAAAUAACUCAGCAUUUAAGUUACUCAUUCCUGGAGAGGACAUGUACAGAUAAAAACCGGAAGUUAAAUUGUUGAAUGAAAUAGCAAUUUCCAGACGAAUCUGUUGAAAAGGCUAUACAGUAAUAGGAUUUGUCGAAAUGACGGAUUUAUUCGAGAACGAGGUAACGAGAUUCUAGGAUUCUCUUUCUUUCAAAAUCCAUCAAUACAAUAAACAAGAACAAGAAUGGCUGGCACAGGAGUUAUGAAGGACAGCUACGUAGGGAGCAUUAAUUCUUCAUCGUGUAUUCAACAGAAUGAUGAUAUUCCAUUCUGCGUCACAGUUGCAGACGAUGAGCCGCAGACGACAGUUGGAGUCACAGACGAAAAGUUGAAUGCACUUCUUUUUGGCGGGAAUAUACCGGAAUGGGCCAAAGAACGCAGUAACCAAACGGACGAAGAUAAAAUAAUCAACCUAACGUGUUCGGAUGAAGCAAAAGCAACAAAUAUAAACAAAACUGAAGAAUAUAAUAUAGGGUACUCUGGUAUAAGUAUAUUACCGUGGGAAGAGUUUGCGUUCAAUCCGAGAGUGUUGAAUGACUUGUUUUAUACAGAAAGUAACAGUAGGAUAACUUAUGACCCGGAGGAAGUCAAUGUUUUUUUCCACGGCAAGAAUGUCAUGCCGCCAACCAUUGGAGAUAUCUCAGAAAAUGGAAAAUCAUGGAACAUAGACGUUGAGAACAUAAAUGAUCUGAGAAAAAUUCGUAAAAUGUUGACUGAGAGAUGCUCUGUUUUUGGAGUCACCCUGGUAUACAAAGAAAAACGCUUUGGAAAACCAGUCAGAGCUCCAUGUUUGGUAUUACUGGAUCCUAACCAAGCAGGUUUAGGGGAUAGGCUGUAUACAACAAUGACAAAAUGCAUGGACUCUCUCCAUAAUCAGAGAAGAUUUUGUGUAGAAAUCAAUCUAAACGUGUGUGUGGAACGUUGGUGUAAAAGUGUGCUACUCACAGAUUGUAAAGUAGUUGGGGCCAAAUUGUACGUUACAAAUGGGGAGGAAUAUACUCCUUUAAACGAAUCCACCGAGGACAAAAUCUGCUGUGUCGUCUGCUUUCCUAUCUGGCUUAUACAGACGACAAUUUAUAAGCUUCAUCGUUUCGUAACAUAUGACGACUUCCGGUCCGAUCUUGAUGCGGAGGAAAUAUUCUUGCACGGAUCUUUCCAAGAUGCUCAUUUCCAGAGGCAGCAGAUAUUUAAAGGGACUGACAACCAAGAUGUAUUUAGAAUACGUAGUGCUCAGCAAACCGACAUAAAAACAUUGCAAGCUCUAGGAACGCACAAGUUCGUCUGCGUGAAGAAAGUGGAAAAGGUGGAGGAAGUUAAUUUCUUUAAAGAGCACAACACCACAUCUUUCGGUACUCUUGUAGAUAAACGAAAAGAGAAGGUAUUACACAAAGAUAGAAAACUUUCGGGCAAGAAGAGACAAAAUGGUAAAGGAGGAUAUGGAUUUGAAAUCAGAAAGGAUUGUGUAGCAUCUAAUAUAGAAGAUACUAAAGUUAAAGAUACAAAUUUCGUAAAUCAAGGAUAUUCGUCUUCUGAAUACGAAGAGGAUUCGCAUGACGAUGGUGCAUCACCUAGAAUACCGGAAAUAGGAAGUGUUGCAUGUGCGCAAGACCGGGAGGAAACGGUUGAAGUAGAGAUAUCACCGGAAAUGGAAAUGCGCGAGCAAAAUAUGUUUAUUAAAAUGACUCCUUCUCUGGAUCAAGAUGCACUUGAUUUCAGAAUGCAAAAAGCAGAAAUAGAUGUAAGAGACAGUAUGCAUGACAGUAAGAGCAUGACUGCGGUGAAAUCAUUUCAAUUUGAUACUGAAAGUGAAACAGACCCAUCAGACGAGGAAGAAAAUGAAGUUGCUAAAUCUGGAAUGUUAAAUGGUAAAGACAAUUUUAUUGAAGAGAUGAUGAAAAUUGAAAAAACCUUAGCUAAAAUUCAAAGCAAAGCAAGUGAUGUUGGAAAAAGCACAUCUCACGAAACCAUGGACACAAAAAAGAAAACCAAGUCGAAAAAAAGAAUAAUGUUUGGACAAGCAUUCAAAGAAAUCACUAAAACAACAGAGAAACCUGUAACUAAAAGUGAAAAUACAGAAAAAAAUAAUGACGAGUCAACUGUAGACAAGAAGAACUCUGAAAAAUCUGAACUGGCUUUAAAAGACCCUAAAAAUAUUAAGUCGAAUGUCAAAGAUAAGUGUAGCGUAGAUAUGAAGAAAGUAAACAACGAUAAAAUUGACAGUCAUUGCAAGAAAAUCAAAACACCGAAAGCAGAAGAUAUAAAUCAAUCUGACAGAGUUAAUGAAUUAAAUGAAGGCGAUGAGAACAAAACUGGUAACAAAGUUGAAGUAAAAGAUGUGAGUAAUACUAAUGAUGAAGUAAAAGAAAGCAAAGUGUCUGCAUUUAAUACUGAAGAAUCUUCCUCAGACGGUGAUGAAGUAGAAAUGAUAUAUCAGUCUGAAAGUUCUAGAAGCGCUGGAGUCAAACAUAAAAACAAUGACACUCAUCUUUUAAAAGCAAACCCGGACGCUGUUGGUUUAGAAAUAGAACGUGUAGCUAAUCUUAACAAACUAGCUAGCAGUGAAAAGACAUCGGGUAAAAAAUCAAAUUCAGACUCGACAAAAGAUCUGAAGAAGGAUACUGAAAUAGGUUCUGUUGUCAACGGACUACACGGGAAUGAUAAAAAUUCUAUAACAGAUCCGUUGUUUGGUGUAACCAAGGUUGAAACUGCACUAGAUAUUACUGAUAUUGACGAUGUGGAUGAGGACGGCAACGAAGCAUCGUCAAGUGUUUUUGUGCCACCAUUGAAACUAAACGAGAAACAUGGCCAGAAGGCAAAACGAGUGAAUAAGCAAUAUAGCUCAAAAAUGAAAUAUCUUGGAGCUUCAGUCCCACAGAAAGUAAGGCGGAAAUAAUUUUGAAUAACAACUAGUAUGCAUGUACUUUUAAAUAUCUCCGAGUACAGAAUCAAAAAGAUAGAUAUUUGUCUAUAAUUAUUUGAUAUUUCAAAAUAAUUUGAAGCGGUCUGUGCAGUGAGCAUAUUAAUGAAUUGUUUAGAAGGGCAAACAAAACUGCACUUUAAAUGGUUUUUUUUCAAUAGCAAGUUUUGUUAUGUUUUGCAGAUCAUGUUAUAAAUAUCUUGCCAAUUUUGCGUAAAUUUAAAUCUGUUUAUGCUACGCUAUCGUCGUUCACGAUUCUUCUUUUUAUCAUAAAUGUAUGUUGUAAAAUUAUUCAAUAAAAUGUGCAUUUUUCUC
Messenger RNA from Ruditapes philippinarum (Manila clam), 3406 nucleotides. RefSeq lists its product as uncharacterized. The transcript has 6 exons. The record is from RefSeq and is a predicted model, not a curated record. NCBI's taxonomy places the organism in Eukaryota, Metazoa, Mollusca, Bivalvia, Venerida, Veneridae. Bases 359 to 3067 code for a protein of 902 amino acids.